AUGCCGCCCUUGAUUGCUCGUCGCUCGACCUUAUCCCGACGACCUUCCUUGCCCACCUCGAUGCUGCCCACGCUCCCACGUUCCCUCGUAGGCCACUCCGAGUCGUUCCCCGCUUCCAAGCUGCUAUCGCUCGUCGCGCACCUCCGACUGUUGUACGCUACACCUCCGCCUCCGAUCACUCGCUCAGCUCGAACGACGACCGAUUCAGGCUAUGCCUCACCGGCCUCACCCACCACCGCUUCGUCCGAACACUCGCACUCGCACUCGCAUGCUCACGCCCACGCCGCCCACGCCGCCCACGCCGCCCACGCCGCCCACGCCUGCGACUCGGACCUCUCGGACGACGAAGACGUCGAUGAUCUAGGCAAAGAUGAUCAACUUGAACGCGGGUACGCGCGCUCGUUCCUUUCGAGCUUGAUCAAGAAGAGCGACGACUGGAUUCGCGAGGCCGCAGUCCAAGGUGACGAGGAGGAAAAAUCGGCGAGAUGCAAAGUCAUUGAUGAGGCCGCCGCUUUGGUCGCUUACCUUGCCGAGACGUCAGGUUCGUAUGUUAGUGGGAACUCGAUCGCGUGGAAAUUCGUUCGAAUGCUGACCCUAUGGCCCACCCAACAGCUUCGGGCUCGAUCCUCCGAGCCGUUCUACUCCCGACGAGCGCCCCCGACUCCCCUUCCCCCUAUGAGCCCCUAACAAUAACCCUCAACGACGCCCUCCCCUCCUCCCUCGACCCCACUUCGGUAGGCCUCCAAUCCUGGGGCUCCUCCAUACUCCUAGCCCGAAUGAUAGCGUUGAACCCAACGUCCUUCGGUAUCGCCCGAGGCGAAAACGAACGUACGCUCGAACUCGGCGCGGGCACGGGUUUACUCUCGCUGGUUUGGAAAGGUAUGAGUGAGCGAUUGGAUGUCGUUGGGGAGGAGGUGAUUGCGACGGAUUAUCAUGAGGCGGUUUUGGAGAAUUUGAGGAGGUGAGUGACGGGCAUGAUCGUCAUUUUCGAGGGGAAAACUAUCUAACAUCCUCUUUUUCGAUCCCUCGCCUCAGGAACGUCGCCUCCAACACCGCCGCCAUCUCCCCUUCAAGUUCCCCUCUCAACUCCCCCCUUGUUCGACCCUCGGACUCGCACCCCGGAUCGCCCCUCCUAUCCCCCACACCAAAUUUCCCUUCCACCGUCCCCGUCGUAACAGCCUACAAACUCGACUGGUCCGCCGUACACUCGUCCCUGCUGUUCUCCUCCACCACCAAUUCCCCCCUGCACCUCCCCCCACCCUUCGACCGACCAUUCCACACCCUUCUAGCAGCGGACGUGAUUUACGGACCCGAGCAUGCGCUGUGGCUCAAGUCUUGCGUACAACAAUUCCUCAUUCGACCGAAUCAGUAUACGCCGAAACCGAGGAAAAGAAGGGUCGUGCAGACUCCAACUCCCUUCAGUCUCGAUAGCGUCAAAGAGGCCCUCGUCGACGUCGAGCUCGACAGUGUACGAACGACCGUACCCACCCCAACUUCGGACCCUCAAUUUUCGUCCACCUCUAUCCCCUCCCCAGCCUUCCACCUGAUCGUCCCCCUCCGUCCCCAUCACGCCAAAGCCAUCUCCUCCAUAGCGACCGUAUUCCCUCUCGCCUCUUCCCUCCCACCUCGCACCUCCCCCGAUGAUCCUUACCGCGUAGCCAUCAAGAGAAUGACAGAGUUGCAAAGGGUGAAAGGUGUCGGAAGGGCGGAUGAGGAAAGUUAUCGAUUGUACGAGAUUGGUUGGUGCUAA
Messenger RNA from Microbotryum saponariae, 1750 nucleotides. The record is from the annotation of a GenBank genome assembly. NCBI's taxonomy places the organism in Eukaryota, Fungi, Basidiomycota, Microbotryomycetes, Microbotryales, Microbotryaceae.